Perca fluviatilis (European perch) is the source of this 1788-nucleotide messenger RNA. Its product is annotated as probable flap endonuclease 1 homolog. Gene Ontology annotation, molecular function: 5'-3' exonuclease activity; DNA binding; RNA-DNA hybrid ribonuclease activity. The record is from RefSeq and is a predicted model, not a curated record. Gene Ontology annotation, cellular component: nucleus. Bases 126 to 1172 code for a protein of 348 amino acids. The transcript has 12 exons. Lineage: Eukaryota; Metazoa; Chordata; Actinopteri; Perciformes; Percidae.
GCAAUGCUGACCCCUGCUGCUCCGUCCGCGGUCACACCAGGAAGACGGUCCAGGGAUUUAAACUUGACAUCGUUGUAGAGAGUAUUCCUUAAGAACCGAAGCAGUGGUGCUACUACUGGCUACUAAUGGGCAUCACCAAACUGGCGGAUUUGAUCCGCCUAGAUGCUCCCGGUGCUAUUUCUCACAAGGAUAUCAGUGACUACACGGGAAAAGUAAUCGCACUGGAUACCUCCAUUGUUAUGAACCAGUUCCGUGCAGCGACGCCUUCCCUGAGUCCCCUGACAGGUCUCUUCUUCCGCACGCUCACCUUCCUGGAACAUGACAUAAAGCCAGUCUUUGUGUUUGACGGGAAGCCUCCUGGGGAAAAGACAGCUGUCCUUGAGAAGAGAGCUGAGACAGCUGGUAUGAGGUCCCCCAAUCUCACAGGCACAGCAUCAUCCCAGACCAAAGAUUGUCUCCAACUCCUGAAGCUUCUGGGUGUACCUAUCAUCCAGGCCCCAGGGGAUGCUGAGGCGAUGUGUGCCUGGCUGGUGAGAGAGGGGACUGUGGACGCUGUGGCAUCAGAAGACAUGGACACACUACCGUUUGGAGCCAAUAUUCUCAUUCGCCAGCUGAACGCUAAGAAGGACAGUGAUAUCAUUGAAUAUUCUUUACCCAAGCUGUUAGAGAAACUCCAAAUUAGUCACGAGGAGUUUGUUGACCUUUGUAUUUUGUUGGGCUGUGACUACUGUGACAAGAUAGCCGGUUUGGGUCCUAGGAGAGCUCUGACACUGAUCCAGAAGCACCGUACCAUUGAGAAUGUGGUUUUGCAUAUCAACAGACAGACCCAUCCUGUGCCACAUUUCUGGAAGUUUGAAGAAGCACGGAAGAUAUUCUUGGGUGCACCACAAACCAUGGCUCCUGAACUCACCUGGACUGAGCCAGAUGAAGAAGCCUUGGUUCGGCUCCUCUGUCACGUCAAACACGUGAGACAGGACAGGGUCCGUCAACGAAUGGAGAAGUUCCGUCAGACGCGGGAAACUAAGCGGGAGGAGAGGGAAAAGGAGAGGGCAGCAGGACGUAGCAAGCAGACUCGCAUGGAGGACUUCUUUAGAGUUACCAGAAAGAGGGAGCAGACUGUGGAAGCUGCAGACUCUUCAAGCAGCAAAAGAAAGAGACCAAAGUCAAAAUAAGGCUGCCACCAUCUCCCGCUUGCUGCCUCCACCAUCAAAGUUGGAAGUUUUCAACGCCUUUCCAAAUAUCUCAAACAAUCAUGAAAAAAACAGGCAUCUUGCAAGACAUUGACUUCAAGUCUUUGUUUCUGCAUGGGAGAACUACCCCCCCACUGACUAUACAAUAAUCUGAUCUUGCCUUAACAGCAGUGUUUGCAACAAUGCAGUUCUACCAGGAAAAGCAGAGCAGGCGAUGGACGGCUAUGAAAGAGAACAGUGGAUCACUGUCAGGGAGGCCUUCUCUCCAGCCAGAACUGGAGACAGGGGAUGUCUCAUCAGUAGAUAUUCAAUGAGCACCUGUUGUGUAAAGGGUGCCAAGGCAUAGACCAAGGACUUGAAUUUUAAAACAUGCACCACAAAGUAGUAUCAUGUCAAAAAGAGAUGGUGAGAUGUUUAAAUGAAGACAUUUUUUUUUUAUUAUUAUUUUUGAAAUACUUGUAAAUACAGUAUACACUGUAUGCUUUAUAUCAGGGAUCUUCAACAGGGGGUCCUCAGAGUCAAUGCAAGGGGGCCUCCAAAUUAUUGUUAAUUUUAUUUUAUUUUUUUCAAUGAAUCCAACAUAUUAUUAGCAAAUAUU